GGCGUGGCAGGCUCGAUGGUGGAGGUGCCCAGUGGGUUGCUGCUGCUCGUGCUGGCGGUCGCAGAGCUCGGAGCGGAGGGCGCUGGCUAUUUCGUGUAUACUCCAGGCGGCGACGUUUAUGUCGAGAGCAGCGACGCGUACACCAGCACGGCGCUCCUCACGGGGCGGAAGGGCUACCCUCGGGCCGUGCUGCAGGUGGUGGCCUUCAAUCGGCCUCUGGAGGAUCAGGAAAUGAUCGUCCUGAUCAAGCGGGCGCGCGCGGAGGCGGUCAGCCUAGCCGGCGUGAGCGGCCCCGAGGAGGCUCCAGACGCUGUCGACUGGCGGGGCGGCCGCCUGCCUCUGCCGCCCUACUCAGUGGUGCACGCUGCGUGCCUGCGGCGUCGCGGGAAGCAGAGCGUGCCAGAGGCCGAGCCGCCCCCGCUGCCGCCGCCGGUGGAGCCGCCGGCCCUUGGAGACGGUGGCGCGGCCACGCCUCCCCUGACGCCCGAGGGCUUCGCCUGGCUGACCAGCGACCUGGUCGAGCCCGAGGGCGAAUUCGCCUUCGGAACCGAGGUGCUCCUGGGCGGGGACUCCUGUCGCCGUGGCCGCCUCGCGAUCAUCGCCGACGUCUCUGGAGGCUACCGCCCAGUGGAGCUGGUGGAGGUCGGCCGCGCUGGCGAGUGGCGGGAGGCGAAGCUCCGGGGGGCCGACCGCAUCCGUAGAG
This is a messenger RNA of Prorocentrum cordatum, 703 nucleotides long. The record is from the annotation of a GenBank genome assembly. NCBI's taxonomy places the organism in Eukaryota, Dinophyceae, Prorocentrales, Prorocentraceae.